Messenger RNA from Prunus armeniaca (apricot), 759 nucleotides. NCBI's taxonomy places the organism in Eukaryota, Viridiplantae, Streptophyta, Magnoliopsida, Rosales, Rosaceae. The record is from the annotation of a GenBank genome assembly.
AUGGCCGAGCUCAACUACUCACCAAUCGAGAAAUUAUGCUUGGCGCUUUAUUUCGCGGCUACCAAGUUGCGCCAUUAUAUGCUUCCCUCGGUCGUUCAGAUCAUCUCCAAGACCGACCUCAUCAAAUACAUGCUUACUCGGUUGAUCAUACACGGCCGGAUCGGGAAAUGGACGAUGGCAUUGUCCGAAUUCACCUUCCAAUAUGUAGCCCAGAAAUCGGUCAAAGGCCAAGCAUUGGCCGAUUUCUUGGCCCACCACCCGGUUCAAGGGCAAGAGGGGGAGUUGGAGGUUGAGAUCGGCAUGACCCACAUGGAGAAAAAAUACUGGACCAUGUACUUCGAUGGCUCCAGUACCGAGACCAGGUCGGGGGCCGGGGUCGUGAUCGUAUCCCCCCAAGGACAAAGGUGGCAAUUUGCGUUCCAGCUUGAUUUCAAAUGCACCAAUAAUCAGGCAGAAUAUGAAGCACUCAUCAUCGGUCUUGAAAUUCUAAAAGGAAUGAAGGCGACCCGUGUCCUGGUCUACGGUGAUUCUCAGCUAGUAAUUAACCAACUGACUGGGGAAUAUCAGUGCACGAGCGAAAACCAUGAGGCCAAUGAGAUGGCCCAGGUAGCGUCAGGUAUGAACAUUCCGAACGGCGACCGUGACCGCUUAAUAAGAAUCGAGAAGCGCACCCUGCCGGCUUUGGCCGAACGGGGAAUGACGGCACAGGUAUCAUCGGCCGAGAUUAUCAGCAAGGUCGAAGCGGCCGAAACCGACUAG